Adineta ricciae is the source of this 2460-nucleotide messenger RNA. Lineage: Eukaryota; Metazoa; Rotifera; Eurotatoria; Adinetida; Adinetidae. The record is from the annotation of a GenBank genome assembly.
AUGCGAUUAACUGAACGUGAAUUUGAAAACUUAAAAAUUAGUUAUGCAGGUUCACUGGCUCAAAAACGACUCGCUCGUGGUCUACGUUUAAAUUAUCCAGAAGCGGUAGCACUUAUAUCAACACAGUGUUUAGAAUUCAUCCGCGAUGGCAAAUCUAGUUUAACUGACAUUCAACAACAGGCUAAGAAAAUUCUCGGAAAAAAUAUGGUUUUAAACGGCGUUUCACAAAUGAUCAAAGAAAUUAAUCUUGAAGCUACAUUUCCAGAUGGUGUGAAAGUCAUGACCGUUCGAAAUCCAAUAUGUAAUGAUACAGGUGACUUAGAAUUAGCUUUUUAUGGAAGUUUCCUACCAGUUCCAUCACCUGAUCUAUUUCAAAAAGAAAAUGAUACUGAAACAGGACCACAUCCAGGUGAAAUGUUCCUAAAAGACAAUCAGCCGAUUAUUAUCAAUGCUGAUCGAGAUAGCAUAUACAUCACAGUUUCAAACGAAAGUAGCGAAUUGAUAUCAAUCGGAAGCCAUUUCCAUUUCGUUGAAGCAAAUAGACAUCUAGCAUUCGAUCGCACACUCGCUUAUGGAAUGCGAUUGAAUAUUCCUGCAGGUGAUAUCUUAACGUUUAAUCCGAAUGAACAAAAAGAAGUGCCACUCAUACCUAUUGGUGGACAAAGGAUAAUUCAUGGUGGUAACGGAUUAUUCGACGGUCCUGUAAGCGAUGAAAAUCUGAAGAAGAAUCAAAAGAAUCUACGAAAAAAUAAUUUCCUACAUGUCGAUGAAAAGACUAGUAUCGAGAAGGCAAAUUCUCGUCAAACUAAAUAUCCCAUUCCUCGCGAUUUGUAUCUUGGUCGUUAUGGACCAACAACAGGCGAUCGAGUCUUGCUUGGUGAUACGAAUUUAAUCAUACAAAUUGAAAAUGAUUUAACCACUUAUGGUGAAGAAUGUGUUUUUGGUCUAGGAAAAGUUUUAAGGGAAGGUAUGGGUCAAGCGUCAAAUACACGAAAUGAUGUAGCAUUGGAUACAGUCAUAACUAAUGUUGUUAUUAUUGAUGCCGUUCUUGGUAUAGUGAAAGCGGAUGUUGGCAUUAAAGAUGGUGUAAUUGCUGGUGUUGGAAAAGCUGGUAAUCCUCAGACAAUGUCCGGUGUUACUGCGGGCAUGAUUAUUGGUGUUGGAACAGAAGUAAUUCAAGGCGAAAAUCUAAUCGUAACAGCUGGUGGGAUUGAUCCAUGCGCUUACUUUACUUCACCUGAUGUUGUCACCGAAGCGUUGAUGAGUGGUAUAACAACAAUGUUCGGUGGUGGUACAGGAAUGAAUGGUAGCGUGACGAUGGCUACACCUGGCCCGAAUCAUAUUAAACACAUGAUUCAGGCAACAGAUGAUUAUCCAAUGAACUUCGGUUUCUAUGGCAAAGGAAAUACAUCGAAGCCUGAAGGUUUAUCAAAAGAACUUGAAGAUCAAAUUGUUGCUGGUGCCAUUGGCCUACGAUUAGAUGAACGAUGGGGAGCGACGCCUUCGGCUAUCGAUACUUGCCUGCGUGUUGCUGAAUUUCAUGAUAUAAGCGUUCAUGCUGACUUUGAUAGUUUACGAGAAGCUUAUAGCUCUCCAGAUGCUGUUGGAAUCUUUCGUGAUCGUGUUGUUCUCAUUCCAUGUACAGAAACAGCAGCAGCUCGUAAUAACUUCUUUGAUCUACUUCAACAACCAAAUGUUAUCAUAACCUCAUGUAAUAACAAAGCAGCUGUUUAUCGUCAACCUGGAGAGAGUCAAAGACAACUGGCUGUAGAAGAUCUCCUUCAUGACAUUGGAGCAAUUAGUAUUAUUUCAUCAUCAUCACAAUCAGGUGGUCAUCCUGGUCGAAUCGUCUCACGAACAUGGCAAAUAGCAGACAAAAUGAAAGCUAUCACAGGCUAUUUAUCCGAAGACAAAGAAAAUUCAAACGACAAUAAUCGUGUUCGACGAUAUAUAGCUAAAUAUACAAUAAAUCCAGCAUUAACGCACGGCUGUUCUCAUGUCGUUGGUUCGAUCGAACAACAUAAAAUGGCUGAUCUUGUUCUCUGGCAGCCCAUGUUUUUUGGUGUGAAACCAGAAAUGAUCAUCAAAGGCGGCCAAAUAUCCUGGUCUCAAUCUGGUCUUGGUGUUUACGCUGACGUCAAACCCGAGCCGAUUUGUUUGAGAAAAAAAUUCGGCGCUGUUGGUCGAAGUCCAAAUGCUAAUUCCAUCGUAUUCGUCUCCAAAGCAUGUGCAGAACUGAGUGCAUCAAAUUCAUAUGGUAUAUGCAAACAUGUCGAAGCCGUCCACGAUAUUCGUAUGAUCACACGUUUGCAUAUGGUUCGAAAUGAACAGACACCAAAAGUUGACGUGGAUCAAGCAACGGGUCAGAUCACCAUCGAAAAAGAUGGAGAGAAAACUGUCAGUGAAUCAUUACCGCUCGCCACUCGCUUACCAUUAGCUCAACGUUACUUUAUAUUUUGA